CAGAAGGAGGAGGUUGAAGUGGAGGGGUGGGUCCCUAUAAGAGCAGCUGCCUCCAGCCUCCACGUAGCCAGAAACACCACACUGAGACAGAAGAAAGGAAUCAUACGCUGACAAACUGCAUUCACCCAAGGGACCUCCUAUUGGCAGCCCCAGAACAGAAGGUGGGACCAUGAAGACCGUGGUGGCUCUGCUUCUGCUCUGUCUCUGUGAUCCUGGACAGAGUGACUGCCAGGCUGACUGCCUGUCUUGCAACAACAUCCUGCCCAAACAGCUCAGUUUUAACACCAUGGUGUGUUUCAUUGAGUGCGAAAGCAGCGUUUCCCCAUCCUCCUCAUGGGACCUCUGUCGUGAAGCACUGCUGUCACAAAUCUUGUCCCCAAGUGGUUCAGUGUGGAAACGAUCUCAGGAGGAGGUGGAGGCUCUGUUUCCUGGGGAAGACGAACAGAUGAAAGGACGUUUGUUUCUUCCUAUUGCACUACAGAGGGUUGAUCAUGUGACCCAUGGACUUGAUGCAGAGGAGAGGGAUCUGGGUGGGAAGGGAAAUCACCUCAACACUGCCUAUAAUUCCCAGAAUGCGAUGUCCCUGGAGGAUGAGUAUGCAGAGGAGGAGGAAGGUCAGGAAGGAGGAGACCCUGAUGUGGCAGCAGGGCAGGGAGAUGCAGCGCUAAUCUCCAAAAGGUUUGGUGGCUUUGUCAAAGGGAGGCAUGGCCACAGGAGACUCAUGUCUCCAGGAAGAUCAUACCAGAAGAGGUAUGGGGGCUUCGUUGGUAUUAGGAAGUCAGCUCGCAAGUGGAACAACCAAAAACGUUUCAGUGAGUUCCUGAAGCAGUAUCUGGGGAUGAGCACUCGGGCCACUGAGUUCAACAGUGUGUCAGAAGACCUCACUCAACAGAAUGAGGUCUGAAGUCUUUUCAUUGAUCUGUUUUGUAGUCCGGUCACUAACAUGUCAAUGUUUGUCUGACAUCAUCAAACCUAUUAAAUCUAAGUAACCAAAAUGAAGCCCAUAAUCGGAGACUUCUGUUGGAGUUCCUUGAUGUUCUGAGAUAUUUGAAGUGCUGAUUCUGUUUUCUCAUUCCAUGUAUUUAUGUUAUCGAACCCUCCUUUGAACUCUCAUACAGUUUGAUCCUCCAGUGGAGGUUUUAGGCCCUUUGAAACUGCAUAUAACCUGGCAUGUUUCCCACCUCUUGAAACUCUUCAUUUUUCAGACUUCUCAUUCUGUUCCCUUGAUCGAAUGUACCAGUUUCAUUUGAUUGGCAUUUGACUUUUGAAGGAAGCUUUUACUUUUAAAAUCCAUAGUAGUCUUGCAAUGAUUUACAGUAAAAUGUAGAAUUUAUUUUACUUUUUAACACAAACUGGCAGUCAAAUUACCAACAAAGGUAGCAUAAUCCUUGCUUUUCUGCUACCAGGUAUUAUAUGAUUAUUUUAACCAAUAAUUUCAGUAUUAUUUCAGUAAUGCCUAAAAAGUGUACAUGCAUCCUUAAUGUUGAAUAUGUGUAUGUUCCUCUCUCUUAAAUAUACCACUAUCUUGGAGCAGAAUGCAAACGUCAGUCUCCUUUAAAAUGACAACAUCGUUUUUGUUUUUUUUAUUUACGGUUUGGGUAAUGUCAGCAGUAAUGUAUAGUAUGCUGUAUGUAACUGUGGAAAAUAAAUGGAAAAAAAAAUCAGCUUAAAUCUGUUGAUUUAUCACUGUGCCAAAAUACACCUGAGACAGGGCUAUUGCUAUUUCAUGUACAAGUGAGCAACAUACAUAACUGGCUCUUGAAGCGCCAGUGUGUACAAAAAGUGUUGGGUUCUUGAACUGUGCUAGUGUGGAAUAUUUUUCUUGCUCAUUAUUUUAACUUGUAAAUAGCUGGAUUUAAACAUGUCAAUAAAUAUAGUUUAAUAUUU
Molecule: messenger RNA, 1887 nt
Organism: Oreochromis niloticus (Nile tilapia)
Lineage: Eukaryota; Metazoa; Chordata; Actinopteri; Cichliformes; Cichlidae
Gene: pnoca
Product: prepronociceptin a
Exons: 3
Coding region: 170-904 (244 amino acids)
Biological process (GO): neuropeptide signaling pathway; chemical synaptic transmission; sensory perception
Cellular component (GO): dendrite; axon terminus; neuronal cell body
Molecular function (GO): opioid receptor binding
Source: RefSeq, a predicted model, not a curated record